Molecule: messenger RNA, 549 nt
Organism: Homalodisca vitripennis (glassy-winged sharpshooter)
Lineage: Eukaryota; Metazoa; Arthropoda; Insecta; Hemiptera; Cicadellidae
Product: histone H4
Exons: 1
Coding region: 52-363 (103 amino acids)
Biological process (GO): nucleosome assembly
Cellular component (GO): nucleosome
Molecular function (GO): structural constituent of chromatin; DNA binding; protein heterodimerization activity
Source: RefSeq, a predicted model, not a curated record
GACAACGGGCGAUUUUAUCAUCUGUUUGACUAACGCCACUGCAACAGCAACAUGACCGGUCGAGGCAAAGGUGGUAAGGGGCUGGGAAAGGGAGGCGCCAAGCGUCACAGGAAGGUGCUCCGUGACAACAUCCAGGGCAUCACCAAGCCCGCAAUCCGUCGUCUGGCUCGCCGCGGCGGUGUCAAGCGUAUCUCGGGCCUCAUCUACGAGGAGACCCGCGGAGUGCUCAAGGUGUUUCUGGAGAACGUGAUCCGUGACGCCGUCACAUACACCGAGCACGCCAAGAGGAAGACGGUCACCGCCAUGGACGUCGUGUACGCGCUCAAACGCCAGGGCCGCACACUGUACGGUUUCGGAGGUUAAGCUGAGCUGCCGCCUGUUCCGCGCGCGACAUCGCCCCACAAAAGGCCUUUUUAAAGGCCACCAUAAACUCUAUCGUUUUUACGUUUCUCUUCGGCUUAGACAACGGAUACCGCUGUUUUUUCUCGAUUUUAUUCUAAGUAUUACAAGUGACAAUAAUAACAAUUUCAUUAAUACAUAUAAUAUAUA